AUGCUAGUAUGUUAUAUAUAUUACAAGCAAGGAGAAACUGCUGCCAAAUCAUAUCGAUCAUUAUGUGACGCUUCUGGAGAAGCAGAAAUAUCCAAUCGCCAGUGCCGUUGGUUUCAGCGAAUCCAGUCCGGCGACGAGUCCCUUGAAGAUGAUAAACACGGAGUUGAACCAAAAAUUGUGGAGAACGAGGUGCUGCGAGCUGCCAUUGAAGAGGUAGAUGCUACCAAAACAACUCGGGAAUUAGCAGAACAGCAGAAGCAGAAGAACAGUAACUAUCACGUGUCAAUAACUCACUUCGCCCAAAAGGGAUCCAGCGAAGGCUACAAAUUUCCUUCUUGA
Molecule: messenger RNA, 339 nt
Organism: Necator americanus (New World hookworm)
Lineage: Eukaryota; Metazoa; Nematoda; Chromadorea; Rhabditida; Ancylostomatidae
Exons: 1
Coding region: 1-339 (112 amino acids)
Source: RefSeq, a predicted model, not a curated record